AUGCAGCAAUCUGUCGUGGCCGUGAAGACGGCAGCAAGGAGAGCGGCUUUGCAUACUGCACGACUACCAGGAGGCUAUUUUCCGACAGCAUGCCCGUGUUCAUCACCAUACACCACUUCUUCUGCCACAGCGCCAGCAACAGAGCGCUCGAAAUCUAACAUCAUACAUGAGGAUGUAAGAAGCCACCGCGACGGCAGAGCUCACCAAGCAAAUCCGGAGCGCAUUGAUAGACGCGCUGUGGGAAGCUCUCGCGAGAAAAGAAAAGACUUGAAACAUCGAGCUGUAGAUGGCUCCAAGCUUGAGGAUGGCAACGCUGAAGGAGUUAUUGAGAAUUCUGCCCCGAAGACCAUACCUGGCACAAGACAACCAUUCAGCAAGCAUGCAGGAAAAGUCUUCCCCAACACAUCCGUUGAUGUUGCAGGCGGUGCUCCAGAUGGAGGAAAAAGAAGUCAGAGGACUAAUAUCCCGAUUAUGCGUGGACAAUAUUCAAUCAUGAGCCACAUGUACGAACCUUUCCCAAAGCCGAUAAACGUCACGACGUUCCUCCAGACCAAAAUCUUCGCGUCCGAUCAAUAUAACCCGAAAAGCAUUGAGAUUCGUAGGCGCUUCAAAGCCUUCGAUCCAAAAUCUUUCAUCUGGGUAGUGCGAUGCCCGGUAAGCGUGAGCAAGAAGUCAACGUACAGGCACUUGGUCGAGAAGAAGGUUCGACGAGCUUUUAGGGCUGCUUUGGAGAACGAGGGAUACAGUGAUGAUGGAAACCUUUUGGCGAAAGGACAAGGACAUAGCGAAGAAGCACCGAAUGUCUAUGAUCAAGCUGAGCGCCGAGGACGGCUUAGCGGAGCUCUGCUUAUUACUCUGAGCAAAGAUGCGCACAAGACGUUGACAGCCAAGGGGAAGGAGAUAAGAGAAAAUGUGGAGUUACUGUUGAAGAAAGUAUUGGUCCAGAGAGAGACAGCAAGUAGCCUUCAAGCUCGCGGCUGCAUCGCCGUCAAUGCCUUCAAAAAGUGUAGUAAGUUGACUUUCGAUGCUCCAUUUCCUCGAAGCGAUCUCGCUCAUGUAAUAAAAAGUGUAGUAGACCUUGAAGAAGAACUACCAACUGGCCCCAGACAGCGUCCAAAAUUGAUCGCAAGAGCUUGCACUGUCAUGCAAGCCAUUCACUUCCGAGCUCUUUGGCUGGCGCCAGGAGCCGGCCUGGGAAAGCCAUAUGAAGAGUCACUGCGAAUGUCAAUUUUUGAUCUUCACUCUCAAAAAGCACUUCCUCCGAUGCAUUCCGACUGCAGCCAUCAGACUGACUCUGCUUGCCCAUACAUGUGGGUAGCGAGUCCAAGUCAGAGACGCAGCUUCAACUCGCAUCCUCUUACAUUGACCAUCUCAGCAUCCACUCCUUGA
Molecule: messenger RNA, 1389 nt
Organism: Pseudocercospora fijiensis CIRAD86
Lineage: Eukaryota; Fungi; Ascomycota; Dothideomycetes; Mycosphaerellales; Mycosphaerellaceae
Exons: 8
Coding region: 1-1389 (462 amino acids)
Source: RefSeq, a predicted model, not a curated record